ACCUACUUUUCUAUAUCUCUUUCUCUCUCUCUCUAGACAGCAGUCAACCACAAAGCAAGAAGAGCUAGAGGAAGAAGAAACCCACCAAUUCCACUUUGGCUCUAAAACAUUUGCAGAUUAAUCUCCGAAGUUUCUCUCCCUAGAGUAGAUGGGUAUUGUCAACUGGCCAAUAAUGUCUUGAGAGGUAGUAUGAUCUUGAUUCCUCUGAAACCCACAUGAAACUCAUGGAUUCAAAUACCGGUUCAGACCAACCCAGGCAGAAGAACCAAGAAGAAUCUUCUCUCAACCCGGUUCCACUCCAAAGAAUUCAAUCAGACCCCGGAGGACCCCAUCACGGCCCCUUCAUGGGCUCCAUCCCCACAGAAAAAUCCGGAGGAUUACUAAUCUCAACAACUACUUCCACCGCCGCCACAUCCAAAAUUACCAAAAAGUCCUCCAAGGACCGUCACACCAAGGUCGACGGCCGCGGCCGCCGCAUCCGCAUGCCGGCCGUGUGCGCCGCCAGGGUCUUCCAGCUGACGAGAGAGCUGGGCCACAAGUCCGAGGGCGAGACCGUCGAGUGGCUCCUCCAGCAGGCCGAGCCGGCCAUCGUCGCCGCCACCGGCACGGGCACGAUCCCGGCCAACUUCUCCACCCUCAACGCCUCCCUCCGCAGCGGCGGCGCUAAGUCCGCCCCGGUUUUUAUCCACGGCGCCGCGCUAGGGUUUCAAGGAGGCAGCGGUUACGGGGAUUUCGCUGACGCUCGCAACCCGACAAGUACAGCAAGCGAGACCUCAGCUCCAGCUGUCAAAUCGGCCAGAACCGGAGACCAGGGUGACGAACCGGGGUUGGACCCAAAACCCGGUUCGUUCCACUCAUCGAGUUUUUUCCCAGCACAGGCGAUGUGGGCGGGUGGGAACGGGUUCUGGAUGGUUCCGGCGGCCACUUUGGUGGGUGGAGGACAGGCGGAGCACCACCAGAUGUGGCCGUACAAGGGCCCGCCGGUCCAGAGAAUAGGGGCGUUGGAGUUCCCUGGUGGAGGCCGGUUCAGUCCGGUUCAGUUGGUGCCGCAAGCGCAUCCGGUUCAGCAGCUGGGGUUGGGUGUUUCAGAGGGUAGUAUGGGAAAUUCGGGCUCAAUGAAUGCGUAUGGGGGUGGUGGAGGAGGUGGUAGGGUUGAGUUGGGUAUGAAUUUGGAGCGGAGCCACCAGGCCCACCAUCAAAACCACCAGGCUCAGCAAUCUCAAGAUAGUGAUGAUAGUGGUGAUGAGAACCCUAAAGAUGAUUCCGAUUGAAAAUUUCUUUUUUCAAGUUGAUUUAUUUUAGUGUCUGAUUGAUUAAUGAAUGAGUGCUGCUUAUUUUAAAUUUUGGUGUUGUAUUUCUCGAUUGUCUAUAUGUAGUGAUUUAAUUGUAAAUUUAUUUUAUUUUA
Messenger RNA from Rhododendron vialii, 1405 nucleotides. Its product is annotated as transcription factor TCP23-like. Gene Ontology annotation, molecular function: DNA-binding transcription factor activity; sequence-specific DNA binding. Lineage: Eukaryota; Viridiplantae; Streptophyta; Magnoliopsida; Ericales; Ericaceae. Gene Ontology annotation, cellular component: nucleus. The record is from RefSeq and is a predicted model, not a curated record. The coding region runs from base 216 to 1271 and encodes 351 amino acids. The transcript has a single exon.